Molecule: messenger RNA, 948 nt
Organism: Nelumbo nucifera (sacred lotus)
Lineage: Eukaryota; Viridiplantae; Streptophyta; Magnoliopsida; Proteales; Nelumbonaceae
Product: large ribosomal subunit protein eL18x
Biological process (GO): translation
Cellular component (GO): cytosolic large ribosomal subunit; ribosome
Molecular function (GO): structural constituent of ribosome; RNA binding
Source: RefSeq, a predicted model, not a curated record
CAAAACCCUAGAAACACUUCUCCCAUUUCAUUCAAAAGCCUCUCUCGACCAUCAGCACUCGCGGCGGCUAAGAAGAAGAGGAGAAGCGGCAGCAGCAGCAGCAGCGCAGCAAUGGGUAUCGACUUAGUUGCAGGAGGCAAAAGCAAGAAGACCAAGCGAACCGCCCCAAAAUCUAAUGAUAUUUACCUCAAGCUACUCGUCAAGCUAUAUCGGUUUCUCGUAAGGAGGACAGGAAGCAACUUCAAUGCGGUGAUACUGAAGAGGUUGUUCAUGAGCAGGGUCAACAAGGCUCCUAUGUCCCUUUCCAGAUUGAUUAGCUUCAUGAAGGGAAAGGAGGAUAAGAUCGCGGUGAUUGUUGGAACGGUCACCGACGACACUCGGGUUUAUGAGGUACCGGCUUUGAAGGUGACGGCUCUGAGGUUUACAGAGACAGCAAGAGCAAGGAUUUUGAAGGCGGGAGGAGAAUGCUUGACGUUUGAUCAGCUGGCUCUAAGGGCUCCUCUUGGUCAGAACACGGUUCUCCUCAGGGGUCCUAAGAAUGCUCGUGAAGCAGUUAAGCACUUUGGUAAGGCUCCUGGUGUGCCACACAGCCACACUAAACCAUAUGUGCGGUCCAAGGGAAGGAAAUUUGAGAGGGCCAGAGGGAGAAGGAACAGCAGAGGUUUUAGGGUCUGAGUCAUUUAUUAUGUUCUGUCUUGAGGUAGGGAUAUUAGUGAGGCAAAUAUUUACCUUCUGUCGUGGUUCAAUUUUUGUUGGUCAUUUAGAUAUCUAUUGCUGGUGUUUGUUUCUUUUCUUUCGCCCUUGAUAGUUAAACUAGAUGAAUUGAACUUUGACAAGUUUGAAAAUGAAUGGCAGUAACACAUUCAUAGUUUUUUUCCCAUAAAAUGACUGCUAACUGUAUGUUCAGAUUUGUUGAUGUUGCUUCUAUCUGAAGUCUUGUUAUUAUUA